Messenger RNA from Colossoma macropomum (tambaqui), 784 nucleotides. Its product is annotated as protein S100-A13-like. Bases 137 to 400 code for a protein of 87 amino acids. The transcript has 3 exons. Lineage: Eukaryota; Metazoa; Chordata; Actinopteri; Characiformes; Serrasalmidae. Gene Ontology annotation, molecular function: calcium ion binding; transition metal ion binding. Gene Ontology annotation, cellular component: perinuclear region of cytoplasm. The record is from RefSeq and is a predicted model, not a curated record.
UUUAUUUCCUGGAAAAAUGCUGGAACGUAUAAAAGGAAGAUGGCAGAAGAGUGAGAUUCACCCAGCCAAGCCAAGCUGACCACUGCCCUUUCCCUGCGGAGACUCUUUAUCUGGACCCCCACUUUAACCUUCUCCGAUGGAGGCCGCUAUCAACACCCUGGUGUCUCAGUUUAAGGCCUUUGCUGGGAAGGAAGGCUCUUCAAAUACACUGAGCAAAGAUGAGUUCCAGAAGCUCCUGACCUCCCAGCUGCCAAACUACGUGAAGAAUGCUAAUGACUCAACAGUCAUUGCGCAACUCGUGGGCUCCUUGGAUAAAGACAGUGACGGAGAGUUGAGCUUCUUGGAGUUCUGGCAGUUUAUUGGCCAACUGGCAAAUCAGCACAGUGGCUUCGACAAAUAGAGGAUUUACAUUCACUGCAGGGCUUUCGAGCUUUUGAUUCUCUUAUUUAUUAAGCUGUUCUGUUGUGAUUUUGAAUGGGACAUAAGCAUUUAAAAUGACCAUGAUUCUUUACUCUGCUGAGAUAACCAAGAUCUUUCUGUUGUUGACUUGUAGUAGGGGAGGGUGGGGUUGGUUUCAUGCUCUGCCGUACAUCCCAGGCAUUCCAUGAAUUAGGAUAACCCAACUAGCAGCAAAUGAAAGCUGGACAUCUUAGCUACACUUCGGAAAAAGGAUAUCUUAUAAUAUAAAUCUAAUCAAUAUAAUUCAUGUUUCUAACUUUGAGAUUAUUGUAACCAUAUAAAUUAUUUUAAAUGAAUAAAAAUGUGCUUGAAACAAGCAAAAUGA